This is a messenger RNA of Acomys russatus (golden spiny mouse), 651 nucleotides long. It is a transcript of the gene Commd6, whose product is annotated as COMM domain containing 6. Bases 100 to 363 code for a protein of 87 amino acids. NCBI's taxonomy places the organism in Eukaryota, Metazoa, Chordata, Mammalia, Rodentia, Muridae. The transcript has 4 exons. Gene Ontology annotation, molecular function: NF-kappaB binding. The record is from RefSeq and is a predicted model, not a curated record.
UACAUGAAAUUUUAUUUUUCUCUUUCUACCUAGAGUGAGUGGGCUGGGCUUGGGGCCGGAAGCGGAAGUGUUGGCCGGUGCCGGAGUUCUACUGUGGCCAUGGAGGAGUCUACGACCAAGGAACCCGUGCUGGACGCCAAAUCGGAGGUCACCUGCCAGCUUGUAGAUUUUCAGUGGAAACUGGGCAUGGCUGUGAGCUCGGACAGCUGCAGAUCCCUCAAGUAUCCUUACGUGGCAGUGAUGCUAAAAGUGGCAGAUAAUUCUGGCCAAGUAAAGAGCAAGUCCAUCGAAAUGACAAUUCCACAGUUUCAGAAUUUCUACAGACAGUUCAAGGAAAUUGCAGCUGUAAUUGAGACUGUGUGAGAACUGACUCCUGAUUCUAAAGUAUUGGACUCUACUUAUGAAAGAGAACUGCAUAUGGGUCAAAGAUUUAUACAUUGAAGAUUGUGCUUCUUUGGUUGGAGAGAUGGAUGACUCAGAGGUUAAGAGUGCUGGCUGCUCUUUGGAGGACCUUAGUUCAGUUCCCAGCACCCACAUGGUAGCUCACAAGUGAAUGUAACUCCACUACCAGGGGAUCCUACACCUUCACACACAGAUGCGUGCGGGUAAAACACCAAUGCACAUAAAAUAAAAAUAAUUAAUUAAAGAAAU